Molecule: messenger RNA, 396 nt
Organism: Olea europaea var. sylvestris
Lineage: Eukaryota; Viridiplantae; Streptophyta; Magnoliopsida; Lamiales; Oleaceae
Exons: 2
Source: RefSeq, a predicted model, not a curated record
GUUAAGGCAGAUGAUAUACCAAGACAGCUUUCGAAACUCAUUAUGGACAUUACGAGUUCACAGUUAUGCCAUUCGGAUUGACAAAUGCUCCAACAAUGUUCAUAAAUCUGACGAAUCGAUUACUGCCCAAGAAAUUGAAGUGGACCCAGUAAAGGUGGAAGCAGUAACUAACUGGAAGACACUGACUAAUGCUGGUGAAGUUCGAAGUUUCGUAGGAUUAGCUGGGUACUAUCGAAGAUUUAUAGAGGGAUUCUCCAAAAUAGCUGGACCAACGACACAAUUGAUAAGGAAAGGAGUAAAGUUUCAAUGGACAGAUAAGUGUGAGCAAAGCUUUCAGGAGCUUAAACAACGAUUGAUCACAAAACUUAUAUUAACCAUACCUGAAGAUUCAGAAGG